GUUAAAAUUUAUGGUGACGCAAGAUUCAGCAAAGCAGAGGAAGAGACAGCAGACACCGCACCUUCGACCAAGGUAAGCGAACAAAGACCAACUAUCUGAAAAUACAGGACGAAAGCGAAAGAAUAAGAUUUAUUGGACGUUUUCCUUUACUGAUUUUUUCUUUUAGGGAGAUUUUGAACGCCUCCCGUCUGAUAUCUGAUUUUAAGACUGAAGCUGGUGUAGCAUUUAAGUGGCUAACGUCUACCAGCUAACUUUCCCUUAGCUGUUCGCUUCAGUUAACUUCAAGUUGUCAAGUCAACAGAUAGCAGACAGGUAAUAUUUCCGGUAUUAACCUUCAAAAUAAAACGCAGACAAAACUCGGAUUGUGGACAAGCAGCAUUCCCUCGAAAGUUCGUAUUUUAUUUUGAAGGAAUUAUUCUGUGCUUUGUGAGAUUAGUGUUUUGGACUUGACCCAGCUCGGAACUUUAAUUGCUAACUAGCCAGCUACCUAAUGUUAGCAGGUUAAAGCAUUUUUAUCAAGUUUUACAACAAUACUAGAUAUCCCAAGUGAGAUCCUCGCUCUCAUAUAAGUGUGAAGUUUGGGUUAAGUACAGUGAGUGUUGAUUUGAACCAGUUAUUUUACUCUUAAUGGCUGAAUUGUCACCGAAACCACUAACUUUGGUGUGUACGUGUUGUUGACUGUCUGGGACUGAGGGGCAAAAAUAGCUCAACUGUGGCACUAAUGUUUUUCAAGUAUCUAACAUCACCUUUUGGGUUCAAAUGUGAAAGGAAACAGCAUUAAUAUGUCCAAAUAACAUGAAUAUCUGUGGUAAAUGUGAAAUAUAUGUUACAGACGCUUUACACGUAGGUUGUGCUAAAAAUACAUAUAGUAUUAUCCUCCGUGUCUAGUUCCUGGUCCUGAUAUAUCUGCUUAGUUAACAGCAGAAUUUUCUCUUUUAACAGCAAAGAAAGUCAAUAAAUGUGAGGGAAAGAUUAAAUAAAAACUUAUUUAGCCGAGGGUUUUAAUUGUGGAUUGGAUAUAAUAACUCUACAGUUGUAUGCAUUUAAAGUAGGCCUGGAAAAUGUUGGGAAAUGUUAUCCUGAUUGAGAUGAUAACAGGAACAGUAUAUUUGGUUCACAGUUGUUAUUUCACUCAUUUUAAAGCCAUGGUGGUGGGCUGGGAGGAGGACACAGGUAGGCCCCCAAAAUUAUUUGAAAGCAGUUUUUCACAAAUUAGUUUCUGCAAUUUCAGUCAUAAAGUUUGGCUUAAGUGUGAGGCGAUUUUGACUGUGCGCCUCUGACGUAAUUGAAUAUUUCUGCGGUUCUUUUCUUUGCCAGUCUCGCACUUAGCAGAUCCCUGUACUCUCAAAUCUUGGCUUGCUCUGCAAAGAUGCUUACUUUUAAGAGUCAAAAAAUAAGUUACUUAGUGUGUUACUUAAACCAGGAUAUAAUACUGAUUCCAAGAACUUAUUUGUCCUGAAAUAUCUUGAAAUAAGGUGAAUGUUUGAACUCUGUCAGGUAAGUGCAGCUUAAGUGUACUGAGAUAAUUUGAAUAAAAACGAGACAACGAGAAACGAAACUGGUUACAGUUGGAGGUUUUGUAGAUGUCAUGCUGUUAAUAGAAAGAUAGAAUUUUACCUUUUUUUUGUCUGUAUCUGUUUGUGAAAAAUAUAAAAGUGCUGUUGUAGUACCUCCCACAAAAAAUCCCCAACUUUUCUGAGAAGUACACAAAAAGCUACUUCACCACAGUAACUUGAGUAAAUGUGAAUUGUUGCUCUCCACCUCUGAAUGUUUUCUCAAAUCUAGAAAGCUGGAUAUGCAGAGUAGGGAACUCCUGAGGCUCUUUAGUACUUUAGUAUAUUUACUUUUUUAACUCUACCUUCAAACAAUGCAGCUUCUACCAUUUGGAUACUGCUCCCUGUGUUGUUCAACCUUUUCCAAAACUCUGUCUCACUCACACACUGACUCCUCGGUCAGUGCUUGCACAAAUCAGAUUUCUUCAUCAUUUCUUCAUAACUGCCUGUCACAAUGUUAUCUUCAUUGCUUUGUUUAGACAGCAGCUUUCCUUCCUCUUUCUCUGCACCAACCGUCAUCCCAUUUCAUAAUUCCAAUUUUAAACACAGCCUGGUGUCGUAAUCUGAACAUACCAUUGCAAUAAGGUAUUUUUGUCACAAAGCGUACUUUUUAGGAUACUCCUCCGCUUCCCUCAACCCUCCAUUAUUUAUCAUUCCUCUUACUUCUUGGUAGUGUAGCAUUUCUCUCUAAAUUGUGUGUCGCAGCACAAUGAACAUGUUUUUCUAGCAGUCUGCAGUGACAGAGGAAACAUUGUACUGUGGACACGCUGUCUGCUCACUUCAUUGUCUUUUCAGGUAAAGCAUGGCAAUGACGGGCCAGAGCUCCUGCUCCUCCAUGAGUAACCACACCAAGGAGCGGGUCACCAUGGCCAAAGUGACCCUGGAGAACUUCUACAGUAACCUCAUCGCCCAGCAUGAGGAGAGAGAGAUGAGGUAACAAACACACCUUUUAGAUCUGCACAGUAAUCCCGUCAGCAGCUGCAUAUGAACUUGUGGCAGUUUUUUGGAUUACACACUUUUCUAACAAUAGUGUCACAACUUUGACUUGAACAUGGCGUAAAUAGCAGUAAAACUCAAGAGGUUUGACUUCUGCUCAUAACUUGUCACAUAGGCUCAGGAAUAAGCUUUAUGAAUAUGACUUUAUUUUCCAAUUAUGCUCUGUCAGGUGUAUGCCAGAAAGAAAUUAAGUAAAAGCCACCUCCAUAAGUUAAUAGUGAAAUGCAUCAAACACCUGGGGAUGAAAAUAUGCAAUAAGUGUGGCACAGAAUGGUGGAAUGAUUUUUAACUGGUGGGAGUUUUGAUUAAUGUUAUGUCACAAACUUAAACUCUUCCAAACUUUUAACCCAUAAUUUCUGUGAUUGAUCUCUUUGUGUGCAUUCAGUUAGAUUCAGGCUGCGUUGAAAGAAGAACUAAAAGCAUGAACUUUUAUUUCUAAACUACAGUGGUAAAGGAAAAACACAGACCUUUAUUCCGACUAUGUGCUAAUUAAUGAAUCAGACACUCACACUUGUUUUAGUUUGGGUCUGUUUUAGAGUUUCUUCUUGAACUUUACAAAUAUACCCACAUUUUAACUCCCAUGUUAUUAACCAUCACCCAAGAGCACUCUUAAGUUUGAUCUGUCAACAGGCCUGUGACAGAAAUUUAAGAUUAAACAAAGCUCACCUUUUUUACUGCUUGAUUUUCUUAUGCCAAUUUACUGUAUGUGUGCUUUAGGUGUGGACAUAGGUAAACUCUCAGCAGCACAAUCACUCUGUCAUCAAACUGUAUAUAUAUAUAUAUAUUUUUUUUUUUUUUGCUUAAGCUUUAAUACAGAUGCAUCUCUGCAAAAUAUUUUCCAUUAAGAAUUUAAAGAAACUUAACAAAAAGUAGCCCCAGCUUCUUAUUUCAUGCACUUUUCAGAAAUUGGACAAUCACAGACUUUAAACCCUCAUUUUGAUUAAUUUCAGCAAAAAUUUUAAUACACUAGACAAUAUAUUUUAGGUUUUUAUUAGCCAUAUGCAAAAAAAAAAAAAAAAGAUCAAGAUAACGUUUAAAAAAAAAGGCUCAAAAUGUUUUCACAUUCAAGUUUACCAUUUAACUGUCAAAUGAAAAAAAAAAAGCUUUUUUCUCAAUCUUCUUAUUUGUGGAGAUGUAGGUGGGAAAGACUUGUUGGGAAAACAGCUUGCCUCAAGCAUCAUGCAGAGUACAUGUCGACUUUUUCUGUCUGGAGACACAAACUCUGAAUACAAAGCAGUCAGCUCUUUCGGAUCAAGUGUGGAGGAGCACUAGCAUGAUAUCAGACAGACUGGAAAUUACUUCUAACUUUAACUUUAAUGAAGUGUCUCAACUCAUUUUACUUUGUUUUAACUUAUUUCAUUAUUAUAAUUAUUUUUAACUUAUUUUAACGCAGUUGGGGUUUCAUCUUUUACCGAAUUCUUAACCUUUCCUGUUGACCGGCUUUUUUGGAAAUUUCUUUUUCUUUCUAUUUCUGUUUUGUUUAGUGUUGUAAAGCACCUUGUAACUCUGUUUUUUAAAAGUGCUGUAUAAAUAAGACCUUCAUUAUUGUUGUUGUUACUGUUGUUAAAUAGAUAUGACUAAUGAGAAACCAGGAAGUGUUAGUUUCAUCAAGCCACAGAGAAGUGGCAGCAUGUUGUGUUUUAGGUUGUAUGAAUAAUAUCACGUUCUACCGUGAACUGGUCAAACACUACAUCAUGCAGCCCUAACCCACACAGAAAGUUGAUGGCAGGACAUCUAUCAGUGGACUGCUGAUUAGUUUUUCCUGUGCCAUCAGGAAGUCGUUCCCUGUUGAUUGUUUCCAGUACUCGUGUGAAAGCAGCGUGACACUGAUUCUCGCUGGUAGAAGCUCCAACAUUGUCUUUCAGUCAGCGGCAUAUUUACAUGAUCCGGGUCAACUCCUCCGUCUCUCACCACGUGAUAAGUGAUAUGUGACUCCUGCUGCUGCUGCUCUGUGCUUUGACUCUGCUUCAUGGAGCACACACACUAUCUGCUGCCUGACUAAGUAUUGAUAACACACUUUCAAAGGAGAAACACAACAGGAGGUGGCGGUGGGCAAGUAAUUCAAUCGGUCCAUCAACUGCUGUGACAAGCCGUGUGAAGGCAUGAGGGAAUUUGAUCUUAUCCUCUGACUGACAUGCUGCUCUGGGGUGUGAUACGGUGAAAGACUGUAAAUAAUUCAGUAGAAACAUGUUGGUGUAACUGAGGGUGAAGCUGACCCUGGAUUUGACAUUUUAUACCCUUGUGUUUACAUCCUAAGUUGGCCUACAAAACCUUUUCUUGGGGGUUUUGGCGGCAUCAUCAAACAUCUAAACAUCAACUACCCCUCUAAUAUUUGUGCUGUUUAAAAACACACAAACUAUUACACUUCUGUUGAUUAUUGCCAAGAGAUGAUUGAUCUGAAACCUCUGAUUUUUUGAGGAGAGGGUGAUUCUUGUGUUCUACUUCUUUGCCCAUAACAUGAUGUAAAUAUCCUUACUCUCCUUUCAGGCAGCAGAAGCUCGAGAAGGUGAUGGAUCAGGAGGGUCUCGCUGAUGAAGAGGUAAGAGACAAACACAUGCAGGGUUUAAACUGCAUGCUUUGUAGCACUGUGAGAUUCCAGGUUGUGUUUUCUGAUUUGCAGUGCCAGAAAUAGGUUAAUGUUUAUUGACUUUAAGUGAUAAGGAAGCAAGCAUUGUUUAUUUUUCUUGGGGAAAAAUGUAGAAACCUCAACUUUAUAAAGCUUUCUUGGAAGAAAACAGCCUGAUAGUUAUCUGAAACCACAAUGACACCAAAAUAAAUUUCUGAAAUGAAGUCAUACUGUUUAGAGAACUGGGGUACUUAUAACUGGGCUUGUUUUUUGUAGAAAAAACCUCCUUUGGACUUCACUGUUCUCAGAGGAAACUCCUGUAGGCUCCUAGAUGAAAUAUUGACCAAUCAGUUCUCAGUUAGUCCCAAAGUUGUGAAAAUAAGAUUGACCUUCAUUUACAAGUGUGUGUUUCCUUCAAAUUGACGCUUUUAACCACGUUUGCUUUGUGCUCUGCAGAAACGUAUCCGGCGUUCCCAGCAUGCAAGGAAAGAGACAGAGUUCCUGCGUCUGAAACGCACUCGUCUGGGUCUGGAGGACUUUGAAUCUCUGAAAGUGAUUGGACGAGGGGCUUUUGGAGAGGUAAAACAAAACAGUUUAAAAGAAUAUGUGUUCCCUUUUCCUGAUAGUCUUUGUCUUUUCACUAUUUUGGUAUUUUCUCUACCUUGUUUUAGUUUUUUACAAACUUCUUGACCUUUCUUCAGGUCUAUCACUCACCCACAGACCUCAACAUCCCAGUGUUUUGGUCUGUCCUGCAUGUUUUGGAUGUGUCCCUGCUUCAACACACCUGAUUCAAAUUAUCAGCUCGUUAUUAAGCCAUUACAGAGCUUGAUAACGAGCUGAUCAUUUGAAUCAGGUGUGUUGGAGCAGGGAAACAUCCAAAACAUGCAGGACAGUGGGCCUCGAGGACUGGACUUGAGAACCACAGGUCUAAGCUGUCGACUUUCCUCUUCAGACAAGAUGCAUGAGUUGUUGUAUUCAUUAGAUUCAUAUCAGCCGGAGCAUUUAGUCUCUUUGCAAUUGUUUAAUGCUUAGACACAGUGUAUUUAAAAAAAAUGAGCUUUCAUUACUCUCGUCGGUUACUAUGGCUUACAAGAUUUUAGCAUGAGUUUCACAGAUUGAAAACAUUAGAGGGUGCUGGUUUUUGUGGCUGCUCUGGAGAAUAUAACGCUCAGUUACGCAGUAAUUAGUGAUAUAGAAAUUUCAUAUAAUUGAAGCACAGAGGUUCAGAGAGGAGCUUUAAUGGUCUGGUUGAUUGAAAGUUAGUCUAUCGUGAGUUUCUUUCAGUGUAUCACUGCAGAAACAGCCUCAAAGAAGGAGAGGAGAUGCAUCAGUGAUUUAAUGGGUGACUAAUCACCAAGUCUCUGUCUGCGGCUCAAAACAUCCUCAGGCUGAAGUCCACCAGGAAUCAGCUGAACAACACAUGCACUUUUUUUUCUCCUUCGUAGAUUUCACACUUAGAUUCAUCAGAGCGACUUUAUUGUACCCUCUGCUGAAACUCUCCUGGUUUUGUUCCCCUCCAGGUUCGUCUGGUGCAGAAGAAAGACACGGGUCAUGUCUACGCCAUGAAGAUCCUGCGCAAAGCCGACAUGCUGGAGAAAGAACAGGUGAGGCAGAAGAAUAUGCAAACACCUGAUCUUUGUCGUUUCAUCUGUUAAAUGUCUUUAAAACCUGUCGUUCUGUGCGUCAGGUUGGACAUAUCCGUGCCGAGAGGGACAUCCUGGUGGAGGCAGACAGUCUGUGGGUGGUCAAAAUGUUCUACAGCUUCCAGGACAAGAUGAACCUCUACCUCAUAAUGGAGUUUCUACCUGGAGGUAACACCCUCAUACUCUGAAACACAACACAUUACAAACCCAGAGUACAUCCUCAUGAUGACCUCGAGAAUCAUUCAGAGCUGAAAAAUAUGAAACCACAGGAAAAAGAAAAAAAAACAGGGUUUAACCUCUGCUGUGUUGGGCUGCAGGAGACAUGAUGACCCUGCUGAUGAAGAAAGACACUCUGACAGAAGAAGCCACACAGUUCUACAUCGCAGAGACGGUGCUGGCCAUCGACUCCAUCCACCAGCUCGGCUUCAUCCACAGAGACAUCAAACCUGACAACCUGCUGCUGGACUCCAGGGUCAGUCACAGUGAACCAGAUACUUUAAUGCAUUUCUAUUCUCAGUUUCUACUUUACUGUAAGAGUUUACUGUAAACUCUCUCUUCAAGAAACUGAUAUUACAGAUUAUGAUGUGAAAAACGCAACAGGAAUUAACACCAGAUAAAUGCAGUUUGUAUAACUGUGAACCAGUGUAUCAAAUGAGGGAAUAAAAUGAAGUUAAUCAUGGACAACGAGGAAGUGGUGACAGCAUGAAAUGUUUCAGGCCUCAUGACUGACUUUGCAUGUCCUGCUGUGUGACUAUAGAACAUGUGCACAUCCCAGUAGCAACGUUUCAACAAUAUACUAUUCAGCUCUCCUGUUUACACCUCAAGGUACCCGAGCAUCUCAGUUUGGUUCCUCAUUCUCCCUCUAACGGCAAAAAUGAACUCCUGAGUUGUCAUGGGAAACAUUUUCUUUUGCACAUCCAAUGCAUUUGAUCAGCUUGUGCACAGAAAUACAGGAAAAACCAGGCUGUGUGUGUGAAAUGUAAAGGGUAGAGCAAAAAAAUAUAAAGAUAAGGAGAGAUUCUCUCUGCUGGACACACUGUUCAAAGAUCACAUCCGUCACCUGAGUCUUCUCAAAUCUUGCCUCCUCAGCCUUGUGUUACUGCAUAUAAAUCAAUUCAACACAGUUUUCCUCACUGAAUAAAUACUGUAUAUCCCAUCAUUUUUGUGCACUCAGAUCUAGUGCAUAAUCUGUGACGUGUGACGCUGCUGUGAAGUGUUAAAAAAAAACUCAAAGUGAAGAUUUCAAUAAGACGCAGCAGAGAAAUGUAAAAAAAAAUCAGUCCAGCUGGUGGUCUGUUACUCCUCAGGAUCGUUGUUGAUUUUUGUGGAUGGACUGAUCGACUCCCAGGAAACACUGUUGGGUGUUCAAAUAUGUAGUUAAAGCUUCUGAUCACUCACAUCCGGUCUAAGAUGAGAAAUGACACCUGUGACUGCUACAAACAAGCAAAGCCAUCUUCUCAGUGUCUGCAUUUGUGACGUACACCGCUUAAUGGUCUUCAUAAUGCCCAGAAUUUGCCAUCACACUGUGCUUCAGACUUUGGUGCUUAAGGAGAGUGUGUUUGUUGUUUCAGGGUCAUGUGAAGCUGUCAGAUUUUGGUCUGUGCACGGGACUGAAGAGAGCUCACCGGACUGAGUUCUACAAGAACCUGAACCACAGUCUGCCCAGUGACCUCAGCAAGCAAAGUAGGACAAACCAGUUCACUUAUUUAUCACAUUUAGCAUGCAAACUAACCUCAGCCAAUCACAUCUGAUCAUGUUUUACAACCCACUCCAUUGUCACACGCAUGAGCUGAUGUUUAGACUGUAGUUAAUCCACAAAGCAGACGCUGUGAAAUAUGUGAUGCCUGUAUGAAAAACAAACUUUUUAACUAUCAGCUGGUUUGCAACUUGAUAAAUAAAGUGAGCUGUCCUCGUCUCCACAGCUUUUCAGAACAUGAACUCCAAGAGGAAAGCAGAAACCUGGAAGAGGAACAGGAGGCAGCUGGUAGGUCUGAACAGAGACAGAAUAAAACUGAAGCAUCAUGUCUGGAUCACAGGCCAAAACAUGACAGGCCAACACUACUUCUUUAAAUGUAACCCUGGGUUAUAUGAUACCUGCCCCUAACUGUCUCCUCUUCUUCUCUGUCAGGCUUUUUCCACGGUGGGAACCCCAGAUUACAUCGCUCCAGAGGUCUUCAUGCAAAACGGAUACAACAAGCUCUGUGAUUGGUGGAGCCUGGGCGUCAUCAUGUAUGAGAUGCUGAUAGGUAAGAGAGGAGAACCCACCUGAUUCAUGACUAAAACACCCGGCUGAAUAAAGUCUAAAUAAUGGUUACUGUACGUGCAGGUUACCCUCCAUUCUGCUCAGAGACGCCUCAGGAGACGUACAGGAAGGUGAUGAACUGGAGAGAGACGCUCACCUUCCCCCCAGAAGUGCCUAUAUCAGAAAAGGCCAAAGACCUCAUCCUCAGGUAUGGACACUCUUUGUCUUUGUCUGAUAACAGCGGUCAAGUCGAACUCCUGGAAUAGGUUUUUAAAGGUGCAAGUGUUUCCUGUUUGCAGGUUCUGCUGUGAGGAGGAGCACAGGAUCGGUGCUGCAGGGGUGGAGGAGAUCAAGUCCAAUCCGUUCUUUGAAGGUGUGGACUACGACCAUAUCAGGUGAGAAUGGGGUGGGUAAAGAUACCUGAACCUGACUUGUCCUGACCCUUUUAAUUGAUUUUAAUUGAAUAAAUCCAGCACUAUGAAGACCCUCUCUUGCCAAUUUGACUCAUCUUGCAUGUAAGUUGGUUGUGCAAAGGACGUGAAACGAGAAACUUGAACGGCAAUCAGUUGGGUGAUGGAAAAGGUCGACGAACAGCUGAAAGAAGAGGUCAGGCUUUCAGAUAGCAAUGAAGAAGUUAAGAAAUAAAAGAAGUUUCCCCAAGCUGAGUGGAAAGUGUAAGGGAUAGUGGGUGGACUUCGCAGGUCCUCUCAGAUGCAUGAAAGUUACCGUCCAUUGUAGUGAUGAAUGAGAAAUGCAUUGCUGGGUGCUACAAACCAGCAGAAUGUACAGCAGUGCUUGUAUGGCAGGAGUUACACUGAGGCUACAGAGGAAGAAAGUGUCAGGAUGUAUCGUUGCAUGAUUGUUUUCCACUCAGUGUUGUUUUCGUCGAUGAUGACGUUGACGAAAAUGUUUCGUCAAUGAAAACAACACUGCAGAAUAUAUGUUUAGCGCUGACUGACGAAAUGCUCAUAAAUUUGGCAACUCUGCUCGUCGUCCACCAUUAACGUUUUCGUCUAGCCUUGUCUCGUUAACGUAAACGCACAGUCGUCUCGUCACAUUUUAGUUAUCUAAGACUUAUGUUUAGCUCGUCAACGUCACGUCUUUGUCGUAGAAACAAAGGGGCGUUGAUGAAAUAUUUUCAUCAACGAAAACAACACUGUUUCCAGUAUAUUGAUCAUCAGUGUCCAUGUCUCCUGAUAUCAUCAUCGUUGUUGGCUCAGUAUUCAGUACUGCAUCAUCUCCUCACCUCAAGGUUUUCAGCCCACAGAGAACUCUUGUUUCUUGUCAUCUGAAAGGAAAGGGAUCUUUUUCUGUCUGCAGCGUUGUUCAUAAAGGAACAGUUUAUACUGGAUGAGAAGAGAAAGUUAGUUGCUGGUGACACUGAUAACCUUCCUAAUGUGUUUUUCAGAGAGAGACCUGCUGCCAUCCCCAUAGAGAUCAAAAGCAUCGACGACACCUCGAACUUUGAUGAAUUCCCUGAUUCAGACAUCCUCACACCCACAGGUAUGCAGCAUGUUCCUGUUCAACUUUGUGUCAAAUCUGGACUAGUAGCCAUAUAUGAUAUUCAUGUUAUGAGGCGGUGUUGCUAGACUUGUCCUCGGUAUCCAGCAUGCUAUGAAACUAAAGCUGUCAUGUGCCUCUUUGAACUCCAUCUUCAGGGUAAAACACAGUCGAAUAUGAUUUAGUUUUUAUUCUAGUGUUUUGUCCGCACCGCUGUAAAAGAUGUCGCUUCGCUUUAGCUGAGAAAAAGAUCUUAAAAGUGUGUCCUGUACUAAAUUUUGUGUUGUAUCCUGUCUCCUUUUUGUUGCACUGACUGAAAGCUUUUCUUCUUCUGCUCCAGCUGCUCCUGUUUCCAACCAGACCGAGGCCGACCUGAAGAACAAGGACUGGGUCUUCAUCAACUACACCUACAAACGCUUCGAGGGCCUCACCGCUCGAGGGGCGAUUCCGUCCUACAUGAAGCCGGGGAAGAGAUGAAAACUUUGAGACAGGAUUUAACAACACCGUGACACCUGAACGAGUCGUCCAAGCCCUGAGAGGAGAGCCGGGUCUGCUCUCUGUUCCUGAGCGUUCCUCCAGGACGAAUAAUAACAGGGCUCACUUUCAUCUGCUGCUUCCCACCAUAGGAACUGCUGCCUUCAUUUCUGCAGUCUUCACUUUCUCUCAUGCUUCCGAGGGUACCUCUCUUCUUCCUGCUGGCCUGUGAGGACUGAUCUGGGAUUAAAGGAUUCAGCGGGACGUCUUCAUUCCUGAUACCAGCAUCAUUUACAUUCCCUCUCUGCAAACCAGCACCAGUCUGUUGGAUCUACCAAGGGCUCUUCUUUUUUCACUCCAUCUCGCGUUGACUUAUCUACUCGAACAUUUGUAAUUCUCACUUGAAGGUAAUCAGGUGCUCUUCAGGGAUCUGUCCACACGUGUCCACAUGGGGGUUUUUCCUCCGGCUCACUUAGACGCUUCUUCAGACGACUGAACCAAAGACUGUGAGCUGCACCGUGUUUCUGCUUCCUCUCUCUGUCACGUCACUUCUUAAGACUUUAGACGUUUUUAGAUCGCCAUUUGCAAGAUCUGCUUGUUGAAUUGAACACAUGAGAAUGAUGCAUUUUGUUGAGUCUUGUUACAUUUUGGCAGUGGCCCCCCCUCUUUUAUGUUUGGAGACCUUUAGCACCUUAAAAAUGUCUGAUGCAACUUCAAUACUGUCAGGCCUACAGCUGAUUGACUGUGUGCUUGUGUUGGGUGUUUUUUUUUGGAUUAGGGAAAGUUCAAGUGUGGCUGCAUUCAUCUGACAGCAGAGUUAGUGCAGGUCCUCAAAAGUGAAAUCAUGGUUUCCCCCACAAACGUCUGCAGUGUUACUUUGAACAGAGACUGCUCUGAUGUGACUCUGAUGUUGGGUAAUUGUCUGAUCUAAUGGCUGGAUUUGCUCCUGCUGAAACUGGGGCCAAUCUGUGUUUUUCAGCAAGAUGCUAGGUGGUCAUUUUAUUUUCAAAAAAGAGAGGAGCCAAAGUUUCUGCUCUGGAAAACUAUUUCUAAUCCUUCAUGCACGGAACAGUUAAAAAUCUGCAAACUUUUUCACAAAAUGAUAAAGGCUCUGUUUCAAUCCAGCAGGAUGUUGCUCUCACUUAUAAGAUCUCUGUCUCUUACCGAUGAAACUGAUGAUUUUACAACCUGAUUUUUAAAGCCUGAAUCUGGUGCUCGGAGAGUAGGUGUCAGUCAUGAAAUUUAUGAAAAACAGCCUAAAAUAUUCACAACAAAGAAAAUGUGACCUGCAGUAGUCAGCUGGAUGAGUUUUGUUUUUUUUUUCCUGUGAUUAUGAAUGUUUUGCAGACGCAGAAAUGCCUUGUAACUACUUACAGUGGUUCUCAAGUAAAGUCCUCGAGGCCCACUGUCCUGCAUGUUUUGGAUGUUUCCCUGCUCCAACACACCUGAUUCAAAUGAUCAGCUCGUUAUCAAACUCUGUAGUGGCUUAAUAACGAGCUGAUAAUUUGAAUCAGGUGUGUUGGAGCAGGGAAACAUCCAAAACAUGCAGGACAGUGGGGGCUCAAGGACUGGACUUGAGAACCACUGACUCACGACAAAGAGAAAAUGUAGCUGUAGCUAAUUUCGAUGGGUGUCAUUAGACUGGAAAGGCUGGGUACUCAUGAAAUGUAACACUCCCUCCUGGUCAAACUUAAGCAGACAGUUUGUUCAUUCACUUGCCUGAUAAAUCAAGAUGACUCCCUCCAUCUCUAUAAUGAUUAACAGAGUCUAAAUGUCCCCCUUGGUGCUGAUUUAUGCAGCUGAGACUCGCUGCAGUCUGCACAUCAAAACAUGAGACUCUUUGGCCUUCAACAGAGCCUGCUUGAUACAUUUAUGAGACAACAUCCUCCUGAUUCAGGCCUGUGCGAGAUAUUUUCAGCUGCAUUUGGGAGCAAACCGUCUCUGAUAUAUACUAGUUUAAAAAAAAGACUUAUUCUGGCUCAAAAGUUCUUUAACAGUGGCCACCAUUAUUGAUAAGUUUAUGCAGUCUUUAAUUGGUGUUGGUGGAAAACACAUGAGGGACUUUGGUUUUCAGAGUCUCAUUUUAGUUCAAGAGAUGAAAAAAGAGGUUUUUGUUGAAAGUCAUCCAGAAAAAAAGUGAUUAUAACCGAUCACAGUGAUGCUUUGUUGGGAAAUGUGUUGCAGGUGUUUAAAACUUCAGUGAAAUAGUGGGAAAAAAAGCCCUGUGAGAAACCUGCAGGUUUGUGGGGAUAAAUUCUGGUUUCAUUACUGUGUGUCUGUCGGGUCUCUGCUGUCCUCUGGCCUUUUUCUCUCAGUUCUGCUGCAGUUGUUUUUUUUUUUUUAUCACCUCCUCUGCUUCCACUUUUUCACAAACAUUAGACAGGUUUGAUAAACGGACUCUCGGUGAGGGUUUCAUUUGUAAAUAUAUAUAUUUUAAUAUGUAACAGUGUGGUGGUCAGGAUGUUUGAUUUCAGCGGGAGAGAAGCUCAUAGCAUUACUUUGUCACCCUGAAUGUUUGUUUGUUUAGCUUUUAAGAGACACUCGACAUCUUAAACUCCACAUUCACACACCGUGUUUGUCCAGUGAGGAGUUAGUUUCACCUUCUGAAGCACAGGGCUAACUCAACGCUUUCCAGUGAACACAAGAUCCAAAAUGCUGUCAUUGUAAAAUGAAUGUAAAUGAAGUUUGAUGGAGUCAUGGAGAAGGUUUUCUGUUUUUUUCUGCCACAAUAAUUCCAAAAUGCUGUUUGUGUGAAUGUAGCCUGGACCAUACAACUCCCUUUGGUUUGUCUUUUUGCUAAAAUGUUUUUUCCAGCAAGUGAGGCGGAAAUAUAUGGAAACUCAUUUUACCAAGUACAACUGAUCAAUAACUAAAAGUAAGAAAGGGAUACAAAUAGAAAUCAGAUAGUGAGCUUGUAGAAAAACUUGGUCUGAUAUUGAAAAAUGCAUCUUUAUAAUUUAGAUUGUGUCAAAGAUUUGGAUUUAAGAGGUAAAAUUUUUAAUCUUGGCUUUGGAUAAGAUUUAUAACGAUUUAUUUUGACCCAGUUUGAUUCGGCUAAGAACGUGUAAAUAUCAAGAAUAUUGUUUAAAUCCGAAGUCAAGGCUGAAACAAAAUACUGUCAUUAUUUAUUACUUUUGCUGAAUUGUUGAGUCUAUAAAAAGUUUUUAACAAUCACUGAAAGUCAAUCAUCGUUUCUUAAAGUCUGGCUUGAAGGUGAUCCCCUCAGGUUUUUCAGUUUGGCCUAAAAUCUUUUAGAAAAAAUGAAAUUCAGGAAAACACUUGUAAAGGAGAGUUUUGAUAGUAUUUUUGACCUCCUUGAGUCUAUGGAGGCCCUGAAGUUGACAAAAGUUAUUUUCUAUACUGCGUGGUCAAGAUAUUUACUCUAGCUUACAAUAUAAUAAUCUUGUGGAAACAUCUUGCGCAGAGUGACGAUCUUAGUUUGAGGGAACAAGUUAAAAUCCUGUGCACAAGAUCUGUGAUGAGAGUUGUAUUUUUGUCCAAACUCAAGUUAUUUUACUGCAGAAACGUGCACAAAGUAUCUUGAGGAAACGAAAUAUUUAUAAGCACAAAUUCAAGAAGUAAUCCCAUGUGAACAAGUAGUAAAAAAGUCAUCUUGUGCACAAAAUCAUGUUUUCUCACAGGAGUAAUUAUUGUGCACACAAGCUCAUAUCCUGUGCAUGCAAGUUUUGUUGCUGUGGAAACAAGAUCCUUAUCUUGUGAGCACUAGCUCCUAUCCUGUGCUCACAGGAUAACUAUUGAAUGCAUGCUUAGCUCGUGAACAUGACAUAAAUACUUUGCAGGAGCAAGUUGUAUUUUGUGGGGAACAAGUAAAAAUAUUUCAAACUCCAAAUUUACAGAGAUCAACUUUUUAAAUUUGAAGAUGCAUUUUUGAAUAUUAGAGUUUCACUUCUGUUUUAAAGCAUUUCUAAAUUUUACUUUUCUUACUCAAACAUUUCAUCUCUUAAUUAAAAUGUUCUUGGCAGGAAAGGGCCUCCAUAUAUUUCGCCUCAGUCUGAAGGUUUUCCUGGCGGUCUGUAAUAUAAAGCUUGGUGUAUUCAGGUAGUGUGUAGAUGAAGCUCAGCACAUUGUAACACGUAGAGAAGCACGCAGUGGAGCUUUUUUCUAUGGGGGGGUGGGGGUGUCACUAUUUUUAAACAAAGCGUGUUAGAGGAAACUUUCUGCUCCGCAUGUUUUCCCCAAACGGCAGAAAAAGUCGCUUAAAGCAAUAGAGCACAUGGGACGACCUGUUUUAUUGAUGAUGCCACUCUGUGUGUGUGAGUGUGUGUGACGAGUCAGAGUGCAGGUGAGGAUGUGAGCAUGCUCAGUAGAGACAAUGUAAAGCUGUGGACGCUGGUUUCUACAUGUGAGGCUCAGAUGUGUGUGCGCUCUGUCGUGUGUGGGGGGGUUUGUUUGGGAAGGUGGGUGUACAUUAUUUAAACCACUGUUCUCUUUGUAGCGUGUGGCUGAUGUUUGUUUUCUGCUAUUUGACAAUGAAUUACUCUGCACUUACCUGUCCUCUGUCCUCUUUGACUGUUUUUAUAUGGAGAUCAAACUCAAACUCUGAGCAGACACUGGAAAUGUCAUUCUGACUGCACAGGGCUGGUACAUAAGGAGGCCCAUUUUCACCAGCUAGAAAAUGAAAGAUUUGUCCUCCAUGAAUGGAAAACCGAAAUAUUGAGUCAUAACUGUGAGCUCAAAGGUCAAUAAUGAGAUAUACAUUAGAUAUAGAAAGUCUACACACCCCUGUUCAACUGCCAGGUUUUUGUCAUGAAAAAAAAUUAAAUCAAGAUAAAUAAUUUCAUAACUUCUUCCACCUUUAAUGUGACCUAUAACCUGUACAACACAAUUGAAAAACAAACAGAAAUCUUUCAGGGAGGUGAAGUAAAAAUAAACAACUGAGAUCAUGUGGUUGCAUAAGUGUGCACACCCUUUAAUAACUGGGGAUGUGGCUGUGUUCAGAUUUAACCAAUAACAUUCAAACUCUGGUUAAAUUGGAGUCAGCACACACCUGUCACCAUUUAAAGUGCCUCUGAUCAACCCCAAAUAAAGUUCAGCUGUUCUAGUUGCUUUUCCUGACAUUUUUGUAGCCACAUCUUCCAGCACAAGCCAUGGUCCACAGAGAGCUUCCAAAGCAUCAGAGGGAUCUCAUUAUUCAAAGAUAUCAGUCAGGUGAGGGCUACAAAAGAAUUUCCAAGGAAUUAAAUAUACCAUGGAACACAGUAAAGACCAUCAUCAUCAAGUGGAGAAAAUAUGGCACAACAGCGACAUUACCAAGAACAGGACGUUAUUGAUGAUAAGACAAGAAGAAAACUGGUCAGGGAGGCUACCAAGAGGUCGACAGCGACACUGAAGGAGCUGCAGGAAUUUCUGGCAAGUACUGGCUGUGUAGUACAAGUGACAACAAUCUAUGGCUAUGGGGUAGGGUGGCAAAACGGAAGCCUUUUCUUAAGAAAAACGUAAAAGCCCGGCUUAAUUUUGCAAAAAGACAUCUGAAAUCUCCCAAACGCAUGUGGGAAAAUGUGUUAUGGUCUGAUGAAACCAAAGUUGAACUUUUUGGGCAUCAUUACAAAAGGUAUAUUUGGCGCAAAAUCAACACUGCUCAUCACCAAAAGAACACCCUACAGUGGAGCAUGGUCGUGGCAGCAUCAUGCUUUGGGGCUGUUUUUCUUCAGCUGAAACUGGUGCCUUAGUCAGGGUGAAGGGAAUUAUGAACAGGUCCAAAUACCAGUCAGUGUUGGCACAACACCUACGGCCUUCUGCUAGAAAAGCUGAAGAUGAAGAGGAACUUCAUCAUUCAGCACUACAAUGACCCAAAGCACACAGCUAAAUCAACAAAAGAAUGGCUUCACUGGAAUAAGAUUGAGACUUUGUAAUGGCCCAGCUUGAGCCCAGACCUGAAUCCCAUCGAACAUUUGUGGGGUGAUCUGAAGAGGGCUGUGCAUAGGAGAUGCCCUCACAAUCUGUCAGAUUUGGAGCAGUUUUGCAAAGAAGAGUGGGCAAAUAUUAGCACAUCAAGAUGUGCCACGCUGAUAGACUCCUACCCAAAAAGGCUGAGUGCUGUAAUUAAAGCCAAAGGUGCUGCAACCAGGUUAUUUUAACUUUUCUAUUUUUUAUUUUUCCCCUUAAAAGGUUUCAGUUUGUUUUUCAAUUGCAUUGUACAGGUUAUAGGUCACAUUUAAAGGUGGAAAAAGUUGUGAAAAUAUUUAUCUUGAUUUAAUUUUCUUACAUGACAAAAACCUGGCAGUUGAACAGGGGUGUGUAGGCUUUUUAUAUCCACUGUACAUUCAAAAAUAUGAGAAAGAAUGUAACAAUUCUGAAAUAAAGUCACAUUUUUUGGGAUGGAAAGUCAAAUUUGUGAGCUAAUAAGUCAAAAUUAUGAGUAAGAAUAUCCACAAUUAUGAAAUACAAUGUUAUAGUGGUGAGUCAAAGUUUAAUCGUGAGCCAAAGUCAAAAUUGAGAAAAAUUAAAUUAUGGCAAAUAACUUCACAAUUGAGACAGUCAAAAUGAUCAGAAAGUCACAAUUAUUUAAUGAAAAACAUAACAGUAAAAGUUAUUUAAUGAGAAAAUGUUUCUAAAAAAAUGUGAGUCAAAGUCAUGAAGUGGAAAAUCUAAAUUGUGAAGAGAAAAGUUAAACCUUCGAGACAAAAAGUUAAACUUGGGAGGUAAAAAGUAAAAAAAUGUUCCAAAGUCGAAAAAUUUAGAUAAAAAGAAAAUUUUGUGAGAAAAGGAAUCUACAUUGUGUUUAAAAGACAUAUUCAUGACUAAAAAGCCAUUCUUAGGAGAUAAAGGUCAAAAUUGUAUAUAACUAAUAAAAAUGGUGAGAUGAAGGUCAGUUUUAUAUAAAAGGUCCAAAUUAAGUUUAUAAGAAAUUUUUUGACCUUCUGUGUCUUGACUUUUCUUUUCCAUUUCAUGUCUUUAGUAGAAAAUAACUUUCUAUCUCACAGUUUAGACUUUGAAUUGAAUAACUUUUGAACAUUAUUUUGACUUAUUGUUUAAUAAAUCUGUCUCUGUAGUUUUUUUUUCUAUUAAGGCCAGCUCUCCCUCUUUGUUUUUAUUAAGGCAGUAGACAAGAGCUUUAAGAGUCAACCUUAGUGUAUUUUGCAGUCAGGCUUGUUCGAUCAUGAAUAGUUGUAUAUUUUGCUCCAAAUGAAACCCAAGUGCCACAUUCAAAUGUAUGCAAACAGCACCAGCACACAGUGACACUGUUUGCUCUGCAGUGUAGUGCAGUGCAGCAUUUAACCCUUUGCAGGAGCUCUGUGCAUUAGAUCAUAUCCCCCCACCAGAACGUGACAUUCGAGAGCCAUGCACCAAGCAUUCAUUAUGACCUCUGAGACAUGUCACUGUUGAGUAGCAAAGAUUUUAUUGCCAUCCAAACAGAGAAAAAAAAAUGCAGAUACAUAAAUAAAAAAUAAACACAGCCAGACAGUCUGAACUUCACUGGAGUCAAAGUAUGAACAUCAUAACUUUAUCAGUUAUGUAUCAGUGUAAAGGCCUUAAAAUCAGGGAACAGACACAAACGACAUCCAGUAACAACAUGAACACGUGUAUGGCUUUAAAACCUCCUUCACUGAGGAGACACUUAUAUGCAACACAGACUUUAUGGAGGAAUAAAAAACAAUACAAAAAACUCAACCAGCAGGUAUUAAACCAAACUUGACUGUUAACACCCACAGCAUGUCACAUAUUUUAAUAUCUUAUAUCAUAUUUAAGACUUUAUAUUCCAUCCAUGGGAUUUUUCAUGCGUUUCAUUUACACAUUUAAUACCUUUUUUGUUUGAUUUUGUGUUUAUCAGGUUGGUUAAACUUGAGUAAAAACACAGACGUGGUUUUGAAAACUGAAGAGCGUUCGGAAGCAGCCAGUUUGUUCGACUUUCCCUUAGAUCCUGAACAGAAAAGGCUUCAUAUGAGCUGCACAAACUGGUGAAAGAGGAGAGUCACUGGUCAGGAUGACUGGAGGCUUACUGGGAAUAAAGGCUGAUAGAGGUCUGAGGGGAGGGUUUAAUCCUUAAAUCACUGCAGGAAAUUUGAAACUGAAGUUAUUUUCCAGCUUUAAUCACAGCACAUGAUGUUUGUGACGAAUCCUCAACCUCAGCUUAGUCAAGGGUCCUGUGAGGAGUUUUAUCUGGUUAUAAAACAAACUGAAAUUAUUACUGAGCCUCUGUAUGACCUUGAAGAGGAGUACACAGCGUUAGUUUUGGAUAACCAGCCAAGAGUCAGUGUCAGGAAAAGUAAUUUAUGGCACGUCAUCGUAUCAGCCUUUUGUAUUUUAAACAUCUACUUCCAUGAGAGAUUUAUUUGUUUUGACUGUUAAUAGAGAGGAAAAUGAGAGGCUACAUUAAAUCAUGACAAUAAAAUGUGACUUACAAAUUCGGGACGAAGUUCAGCAACAAUAUGAGGUACUGCUUUGGCUACAGGAGGCGCCAAGCUUCAACACAAAGUCCUCACAGGAGCUUAAAUUUUGAUCGAAAUACUAUUGGGACUCAAGUGUUGAUUAAAACAGAUCUCUGAUGGUCUGCAAAUCAUUCAAAUCCUAAAAUAAAGUGCAAAGACAACAAAUCAAAUGUUAAAACUGAAUAAUUUUGUGGUUUGAAAGAAAAAAGUCUUAUUUUUGUUAUGACAGGAACAACC
Molecule: messenger RNA, 19601 nt
Organism: Xyrichtys novacula (pearly razorfish)
Lineage: Eukaryota; Metazoa; Chordata; Actinopteri; Labriformes; Labridae
Source: the annotation of a GenBank genome assembly